Messenger RNA from Lecanosticta acicola, 1546 nucleotides. The record is from the annotation of a GenBank genome assembly. Lineage: Eukaryota; Fungi; Ascomycota; Dothideomycetes; Mycosphaerellales; Mycosphaerellaceae.
AUGUCGACGCUGAGCGUCCCGACCAACGCUGGCAGCAAACCCAUCUCCCGCUCGUCGUCAGCAUCCAGCCUUCGCAAGAGCGUGGAACAUGAGGACGACCUUCUACCGGCCUCUCGUAGGAACAGCGAUUCCAACACUCCACAGCCAAGUAGCCCUGGUGCUUCUCCAGCCGCCGCUCCUUCCUCCAAGGUCACCACGGACGCUCAGGCGGAGAAGCUCAUGCAGCAGUGGCAGCAUACUGGAAAGAUUCACGGUCCAACAGACUUUCACAGCUUGCAGCAUUACCUCGGCUUGUAUGUGUUGGCGAAGAAGGCAGAUAUGGAGCCAUUGCAGAAUAAAGGUGAGUGAUCUUCUCUGUCUCCCUCGACAGGACUGACUGGUCGCAGUGAUGGACCUCAUUCGUCACUAUUACGCCCGCGAACGAAUGACGGCUCCUGCGUUUCGUCUCGAAUACAUCUACACCUACGUUGGUCCUUGCCCGAUGCGCGACUUUCUCAUGGCCACCGCUGCCUGGCGUUCGCUCUCUGAGAAUCCGACUGCUCAAGAUGCCCACGUUUCCGAUUCGAUGCGCGGCGUCAUGCUCAAGAUCCCUGAGAUUGCAGUCGACUACGCCGAUGCCUUGAUCCAGAUUCACAGAGCAGAGCUGGACCCGCGCAAGGGUAUCGAUUGUGCUUGGCAUUCACAUGAGCAGACUGAUCCUUGCCCACCAGCUUCCACCGAGCCAUAGCAAACCGAUGGAACACCUGAGGAGCCAACUACCUGCGUCGUGGAGCAUGUUAAGAAACGUUGGACUUGCACCGAGUACUCGCGUGCGGAGAUGUCAGGCGGUCUCAGUGUGGACGGCCCGGAUGACCACGAGCCACCAGAGCCUGUCAGUGAGCAUCCUCCUCCACCCGGCCCUGUGACUACGACCGCAGUGGCUGCUGAGCCUGCCAAAACGGAGACUGUCGUGGUCACCAAGCACGACGGCACGCCUUUGGAAGUUUCCAAGACCGAGGAAAAGAAGGCAAGUCCUUCAAAGCAGCAUUGUGGACACACUGCUGACAUCAAACCAGGCCGUCAAGAUCGAAGAGACGCCCCAAGUCAUUGUCACGGAGCCACACAAAGAAGUUGUCGUAGUGGAAGAAAAGAAGAGCGAUCCCAUUUCAACGGAGACGACGACCACCACCACCACCAAGCCCCUGAAGGAAUCGGCCUCAGAGGGCGUUCUAGUUGAGAAAGAAGUGAAAAAGAAGUCUUCCUGGCCCAGUUUCAAUGAGCGAUUGCACUGGAGCCACAUUGAUCAGAAACUGGAGCCAAAAGAGGGCCAGGGCAAAUUCAAGACCAAGAUCAAGCGAUGGAUUGCGAUCUUCGUGCUCAAGUCGAAGUAUGUCGUUGUUGUUGUUGUUCUCCUCCAAUCUCUGUGAGAUCGCGCUAACAUUCUUGCGCUGCUAGGUUGAAGAAAGUCCACCGUCAUUGCCUGGGAAGGGGAAAGAAGGUGACCAAGACCACGGUGGAGACGGCCUCGACUGCUUCUGGUGCUACUGCGGCCACUGCGGCGGUUUAA